Molecule: messenger RNA, 1368 nt
Organism: Cololabis saira (Pacific saury)
Lineage: Eukaryota; Metazoa; Chordata; Actinopteri; Beloniformes; Belonidae
Gene: golt1ba
Product: golgi transport 1Ba
Exons: 6
Coding region: 131-517 (128 amino acids)
Biological process (GO): retrograde transport, endosome to Golgi; endoplasmic reticulum to Golgi vesicle-mediated transport
Cellular component (GO): endoplasmic reticulum; membrane
Source: RefSeq, a predicted model, not a curated record
UUCCGGAAGACGUGGCUGUUGGUGCUGUGGCAGCUGUCAACCGGGAAGAAUCUGACAAAAACACUCAAACACUGAGUAUAACUGAGGUUUUUUCUUCCCGUGGGAUCGGCAGCCGUGUUCCAGAAGCAAGAUGAUUUCGCUGACGGACUCUCAGAAGAUCGGGAUGGGGUUAACGGGCUUUGGCGUUUUUUUCCUCUUCUUCGGGAUGAUCCUCUUCUUCGACAAAGCUCUUCUAGCUAUCGGAAACAUCCUGUUUGUCGCCGGACUCUCCUUCGUCAUCGGGCUGGAGAGGACGUUCCGCUUCUUCUUCCAGAAGCACAAGAUGAAGGCCACCAGUUUCUUCCUGGGAGGAAUACUUGUGGUGCUGAUCGGUUGGCCCAUCAUUGGAGUCGUGCUGGAGAUCUACGGAUUCUUCCUCCUGUUCAGGGGCUUCUUCCCGGUCGUCGUGGGCUUCAUCAGAAGAAUACCGGUCCUGGGCUCCAUCUUAAACCUGCCCUUCAUCAGCGCACCUUCGUAAGGCUCUGAGGACAAUCAGCAGUAGUGUACGUGGACAAAGUGGGUGAGAGCAACACCAUGGUAUAAAAAGGACCUUUCGUAGGCCGGAGAGCAGGUUUGAUGAUCCACUCCAGCAGACAGAGACUGUUUUAUAAGUUCCAUCACACGGAGGCGACGCGCCAACGACGGACUUCACUACAGUAAAUAAAAGCGAUUGAUCCUUCCCUUCACCGUUGGCUGCGUCCUUCAUGAACACGAAGAACAGAAGACUUACCAGGCCUCAUGGACUCUGUGGACCUUCAUCUUCCUCUGUGGAUCCAACACAAGUGCCCCCUCCUGACAGACGAGAGGGGCCUCAGCCUACUGCGUUACAUUUCUGUGCCUGUGCUUUAACUUUAUUUGAACAAAUGUGCAGCAUUUUGUCCGAUAGUUACUUUCAGUCCUGCAGCUUCUCCGCCACUUUUCCUUUUUGGUCUGUUGCGAUAUUUCCUUUGUUGCGUCAUAUUUCUGGUUGUGGUUGGCAGGAACGCUUCGCUAUAAAUUAUUUUUAAUCGUCAUUGCUUCAUGUAUACUGAGGUUUUAUAUGAACAUAUUACUAUUACUGUUUUCCCCCAAAACGACAAUGUAUAAGUCCAGUGGGGAAGAAAGAGCUUGACGUCCUGACUCCAAACCAACGGAGUGCCAGAACCUAUGACCACUUUACCCAAAUGUUUACUGUGGAAACUUGCUAAUUCGUUAUUUACAGACAGGAACAUCAAGAUUCUGUUAGGACACCGAUGCAUACACAUUUAAAAAAAUGGCUGGUUUACUUGUAUGCAGCUUCUGUAAGAUUAGAAAAUAAGGUUAAAAAAAACACUGUUACAGGGACAUUAU